AUGGAAAAAAUUACUUUAAAAUUAAAUCUAAGUUUCGAAAAUUUUGGGCUCAUCAUUUUGACUUUAAGGGGUGAUUUUAAUCAACUUCGAUUUGGCAGAGGUCACGAAAUGCCGCAUGGAGUAUGCUAUUUCUCCCGACAUCCUACUAAAUCAUCCCCUAUCAAAAUUGUUACAAUACAAAACGUUCGAGAUUGCGAUAGACGCAACCCUAAUAUCAAAGAACCAUCAAUUUUAUCCGAAAUUACUUUGCAAAUUAAUGCAUAUGAACGAAAUUCACAUCAACAAGAAAAGCUAAAACAUCCAAAACUCUACGCAGAGUGA
Molecule: messenger RNA, 321 nt
Organism: Echinococcus granulosus
Lineage: Eukaryota; Metazoa; Platyhelminthes; Cestoda; Cyclophyllidea; Taeniidae
Exons: 2
Coding region: 1-321 (106 amino acids)
Source: RefSeq, a predicted model, not a curated record